UGCGACUCAGGGCCUUACUCUACGCGGAGCUUUGACAGAGACUCCCUGAGGGGUGGCGGGGCGGACUCUUGGCGUCGCGCGCAUGCCUGGCAGGGCCGGGCGGCUCUUCUCUGGAGGCUGUGGCUCGGAGGCCUCAGCUGGGCCUAAGAUGGACAUCCCGGCCAUGCUCGCCGCCCCGGUCGCGCGGGGAGACCAACAUGGCGGUGGGCCAAGCCGACUUCGCCGCGGCGCGGGGCCGUCCCUCGGUGCGGGCCCCGGGCGCCGCCGCCUGCUGCUACUGAGGGGCCCGGAAGAUGGCGGGCCCGGGCCGCGUCAGGAGGAGGCCCCAGGGCCGGGGCCGAGCCUGCCGCCCUCCGAGGACGGCGGCGACUCCUUCGUGGUACUGCUGGAAGUGCCGCGCGCGACUGACGCCCACGGGCAGGAGGAGGCCGAGCCGGGUCCCUGCGCGAGUCCCCCGGAGCAGGUCCCGGCCGCCGCCCCCGGCGCGGCUCUGGCGGGCACCGUCACCAUCCAUAACCAGGACCUCCUGGUGCGCUUCGACCGCGGCGUCUUCACGCUGGCCCCCGCGCCCGCGCCGGUCGCCCCGAGCCUGCAUCCCGCGACCACCCCGGGCCCAGAACCCUCGAGCGCUUCCGUGGUCCGCCGCGGAGCGGUGGCCGCCGGGGCUGGCUCUCCAGCCUACCGCUGCCCGGAACCGCAGUGCGCGCUGAGCUUCGCCAAGAAGCACCAGUUGAAGGUGCACCUGCUGACGCACGGCAGCCUCCAGGGCCGGCGGCCCUUCAAGUGCCCGCUGGAUGGCUGCGGCUGGGCCUUCACCACCUCCUACAAGCUCAAGCGACACCUGCAGUCGCACGACAAGCUGCGGCCCUUUGGCUGCCCGGUGGGGGGCUGCGGCAAGAAGUUCACCACGGUGUACAACCUCAAGGCGCACAUGAAGGGCCACGAGCAGGAGAGCCUGUUCAAGUGCGAGGUGUGCGCCGAGCGCUUCCCCACACACGCCAAACUCAGCUCCCACCAGCGCAGCCACUUCGAGCCCGAGCGCCCCUACAAGUGUGAUUUUCCCGGCUGUGAGAAGACAUUCAUCACAGUGAGUGCCCUGUUUUCCCAUAACCGAGCCCACUUCAGGGAACAAGAGCUCUUUUCCUGCUCCUUUCCUGGAUGCAAUAAACAGUAUGACAAAGCCUGUCGACUGAAAAUUCACCUGCGAAGUCAUACAGGUGAAAGACCAUUUAUUUGUGACUCAGACAGUUGUGGCUGGACCUUCACUAGUAUGUCCAAACUUCUAAGGCACAAAAGGAAACACGACGAUGACCGGAGGUUCACCUGCCCUGUGGAAGGCUGUGGCAAGUCAUUCACUAGAGCAGAACAUCUGAAGGGCCACAGUAUCACCCACCUGGGAACAAAGCCAUUCGAGUGCCCCGUGGAAGGGUGCUGUGCCAGGUUCUCGGCUCGAAGCAGUCUGUACAUUCAUUCUAAGAAACACCUGCAGGAUGUGGGUGCUCCGAAAAGCCGCUGCCCAGUGUCCAGCUGCAACCGACUCUUCACCUCUAAGCACAGCAUGAAGGCACAUGUGGUGCGGCAGCACAGCCGGCGCCAAGAUCUUGUACCUCAGCUGGAAGCUCCAAGUUCUCUCACACCCAGCAGUGAACUGAGUAGCCCAGGCCAAAGCGAGCUCACCAACAUAGAUCUAGCAGCACUUUUCUCUGACACACCUGCUAACAGUGGCAGUUCGACAGCUGGGUCAGAUGAAGCCCUGAACUCUGGGAUCCUCACCAUUGAUGUCUCUUCUGUGAGCUCCUCUCUGGGAGGAAAUCUCCCUUCUAAUAAUAACUCCUUAGGGCCCAUGGACCCCCUGGUCCUGGUGACCCACAGUGAUAUGCCUCCAAGUUUAGACAGUCCUCUUGUUCUUGGGACAUCAGCCACAGUUCUCCAGCCAGGCAGUUUCAGUACAGAUGAUUCUCAGGCCAUGAGCACAGGAGCAGUAGGCUGUCUGGUGGCUCUGCCUGUGAGGAACUUGGAUCAAGACCCACCAGCUUUGACUCCCAGCAAUAACUUGACAGUACCUGACACUGCACCAACCUCUUCAGGCACUGCCCAAGAAACUACCAGAGUCCCAGAUCUGCUGGUUCCAAUAAAAGUGGAACAAGACUUGCCUCCUGUCCCAGAUGUGGUCCAGGGGCCAGAAGAAAGCCAUGAGCCAUCCCAGUCUAUGCUGUCCAGCUCUGCAGAGAGGCCAGGGGCUCAAAAGGACUCAGAGCUCAGUGCUGGCACCGGCAGCCUCUACUUGGAAAGUGGGGGCUCAGCAAGAACUGAUUACCGAGCCAUUCAACUAGUCAAGAAAAAAAAGCAGAAAGGAACUGGGAGCGAUGAAGGUGGUGACACUGACUUGGAAGUCCAAGGAGGCUUGAGGACAGAAUGAGGUGAGAAAGCUCAAGAAAGCAAGGGACUACACUAAAUGCUCAAGCCUGUCACAUGUCUACCACAAUGGCCCAGCAGAGAAAGAAUGAUGGUGUAUCAUGGGUAGAGUCACAAACUGGAGUCCAGGACACAGAAACAGGGCCUGGUGCAUCCUUGCAUGUGGCAGAAGUGACCCUGUGUACUUCUAACAACUGAAUGCUACCCUUUGUGGAUUGCAAAGGGUUUAGGGCUUUUGAAAACGCUGUAACAACAGCCAGCAACUUAACUGCACUCUGCUCUACCUGCUGUAACAGAAGGACCCGUUUUGUCCCACGGUCACCUUGGCAGGCUAGGCAAGGAGGCGGUUCUUCACAUGUUACACAUGUGCUGGCAGGAGGCCCAAGGCACCAGAGGCAUGGUAAACACUCUUGUCAGCGGAUUUGACCAGAGCCACAUCUGAUGAGAACUCAAGGUGGCAAGCACUACCAUGAACAAGUGUUUGCAGAAGACUGCCAGAGUGGCUGCAUAGGCAUCCAAGGAGGCCCUCUUGAAGAUGACCUGGGUGUCUACAGGGUCAUUAGGUGAUGAUUCCAAGAGGAAAAUAACAAAGCCGGGUAAUGAUUACAUGUGCAGCUGCACCUUACUGUCUGGCUUAUGAAGAUAUCAGGAGUCCAUGUAAAGGGCCCAUCUGCAAGCUGCUAUUCUACCAAAAUUUUGAUAAGAAAAUAUUUACAACCCAGAUGUAUGACAACAAAACCGUACACUUUGUGAAUGUUUUAGGUGAGUCAGUCUAUAAGAACGAUGGGUGUAUGGAUGGACAUCUGUGUAUAUACAUCGAAAUAGAAGUUAGGUAAGACAUGCACAUGCAUAGAUGGUCUCACCCAACACUGGGUGUGAAGAAAGAUUGAAUAUUUUACUGUGGUCAUUUCUACUUUUUGUAUUUGAGAAUACAUCAGUUUUGUAAUUUUAAAAACUGAAAUUAAAACUUACAUUAAAAUAGCAAGCAGUAGAGUAGGCAUUUCUUCUGAGUGGCUUGUGAAGCUUUCCCAAGCUCUCUGGUGUCAUUAGUACACAGAGAUGUGUGAUUCCCUUUCAAGAGAAGCAGGAGAAAGAAGCCAGGGUAGGCAUGUGCUUUCCACUCAAUUGCUUUGGUAGCCCUGGGGUGACCUACUCGUUCCAGCAAAGCCUAGUCUAUAGCCAGAGAACUAUGUAGCUGUGCCAUGUGCAUGUGGCUGAGUUGAGGCUUGAGUCAGUGAUCUUACCUUCGUUGUAAUCUUUUCACUUUAAAACAAGUAUCUUUGGGCAUGUGUAUCACAGGUUCUGCCCCCCCUCCUUUGGCUGCCAUCAUGAAUGAAGAAGGGACUCCUUGAAGGAAGAGGUUUGCUGUCAGCCCAGGAGUCACACUGCUGACACUUCUCUUUCUAGGAGCGAAUUUAGUGACAUCUAUAAAAUUCCAUGGAAGUUUAAGUGCAAAACACUAGUUGGGUUUGGAUUUCAUGGGAAUGUCAUUUAGCUGCAGGAGCUUUGGCCCAUCUUAUGGGCCACACACACACACACACACACACACACACACACCUAGAACGUGCAGGCCUAUAGUUGAGGUGGCUUUGGGGAACCAAAGUGGAGUAUAGACUUUACACUGUCACCACAUGGUUUGUCCAUUAGCCAGGUGCCUCUGCUCCAGCUAUGCCUAGUCUCUCUUCUCUGUGUGUUAAGUUUGGUAAAGUUCUUUCAGGCACUGGCCUUGGAGGACUGUUGAAUGGCUGCUCUCUACAGGCUGUGUCUGUAAAUGAUCUUGGGUGGGCUCUGGUCAUCUCUGUUCUGAGCCUGAGCUCUUUCAUUCUCCAAACCACAACUAAAGGCAUCAUUGCAGGCAGCCACUUGAGCACAGUGGCACUAGUCAUUGAGAAGCAAACAUCCAGAGUGACCGUAACAUUAAGGGACUACCCCCUACCAAAGAGAAGGGAGCAAGAAAAAUGGUGUCACCAGAGUCUAGAAGAGGAACAGUGCAAAGAAACAGACAAGGGAGAUAGUUCCUGCCACACAACAGCAGCCUGUCUGGUUCCCACCCACCUGAGCCUCAUCUCUCUGAUCACAGGAUCAGGUUCUGGGGGAGCCUGGGUAGUAGCCUCUAAGGACAUGAAGGCUGAAAAUCUUCUGUCCUUGUCCCCAUUGUUGUCUCCAUACUGCUGGGGUGGUGGGAACAGGGUACACUGUAAAGGGUCUCAUUAUGUAGUCCCAAACUAUCCUGUCUUAAAUGCUGGGUCUAGUGGUAUGAAGCACCGUCAGCUACCACUGCAUUUUGAUGAUAGAUUUACUGGGGGAAGUAUCAUUGUACCACAUAAUGAAGAUGCAGAAAAUACUUGCUAAUGAGUAAUAAAACACACAGAUCACUCAGCCAUGAAGCAUAUUUCAAAUAGUUAUUUUUAGUGUAUGUAUAAAAUACCCUUCAUAUUAAAGCCUGACAGAGUUGUCGUAUCUAAGGUUUUCUGUGCACCUGGCCUGGUUCUGAGUCAUUGUAUUGUGUCUAUUAGCCAACCCCUAGUCCUCUCUAAAACUCUGAAAGGUAUAUGUCCUGUUAUCUCCAUUUCUGGAUGAGGAUCUUGGAACAUGAAGCAGUAAUAGCCAAUGAGGAUCAAUACCAGGACUAGAAUCUAAGGCAGACUGGUCCCAGGAUUACCCGAACCCAUAGGCCAUGUGCUAUGUCUGCCCUUCCUUGGUUGAAGUGGACUGUAAGGAGUGGGUAAGGCUUGCCUAGAGUUUCAAGGGGCUCCUGGUUAGUUAGGCAGCCUGCCAGCAUGAUUGACCAUGUCAAAGACCGGAAAACCAUAAUGUUUCUACAAUCAAUCAGUAACUGUCACAGUCUUUCAGGCCUUAAUUAACUGAGAACCCAAGAUGUCCCCCUAAUCAUAGUGGCCAUCGCCAUUUUGUUUGUUUGUUUGUUUGUUUGUUUGAGACAGGGUUUCUCUGUAGCUUUGUAGCCUCUCCUGGAGCUAGCUCUUGUAGACCAGGCUGGCCUCGAACUCACAGAGAUCCACCUGCCUCCGACUCCCUAGUGCUGGGAAGCCAUCACAAUUUUUAUUAGAGAGCAGCCAAAGACAAUUCCCUGAGAAUCUAGGAAAGACAUCCAACCAACUUCGUGGCAGUAUUUGACUCUCUGAUGGGAGGUUUGCAGAGGUUGGUGGAGAGGAGCAUGGUGAUAGCUUAUCAUGAUGAUAUCAUUGAACUUGGAAAGGCUUCAGUACAAAGCAUGAGUAGUCUCAAGACACCUGUGGGAAAGAGUGGCACUAUGAUGGGUCACUCAGCUCCUUGCUUUUCGGUUAAACAGUAAAUAAGAUAGUGGAGAAAUAGAUGGUAAUGACAAGACAAAAGUAAGCCAUUCCAGGGCCACAGUGACAAGGACAGGCAGGGUAAGGUCUGCCAGAU
Arvicola amphibius (Eurasian water vole) is the source of this 5823-nucleotide messenger RNA. RefSeq names its product ZXD family zinc finger C (gene Zxdc). The transcript is spliced from 8 exons. NCBI's taxonomy places the organism in Eukaryota, Metazoa, Chordata, Mammalia, Rodentia, Cricetidae. The record is from RefSeq and is a predicted model, not a curated record. Bases 83 to 2419 code for a protein of 778 amino acids. Gene Ontology annotation, cellular component: nucleus. Gene Ontology annotation, molecular function: transcription coregulator activity. Gene Ontology annotation, biological process: regulation of transcription by RNA polymerase II.